Urocitellus parryii (Arctic ground squirrel) is the source of this 884-nucleotide messenger RNA. It is a transcript of the gene Reep6, whose product is annotated as receptor accessory protein 6. NCBI's taxonomy places the organism in Eukaryota, Metazoa, Chordata, Mammalia, Rodentia, Sciuridae. The record is from RefSeq and is a predicted model, not a curated record.
CCCUAGCGGGGGCAAGGCUGCUCGCGCUCGGCGGGGCCGGUGCGUGGGGCAGCAGGCAAGCUCCAGCUCGAGCUGCCAGCCCCGGGCCCGCCGGUGCCAUGGACGGCCUGCGCCAGCGCUUCGAGCGCUUUCUGGAACAGAAGAACUUUGUCACCGAAGCGCUCGGAGCGCUCGAAGCCAAGAUCGGUGUCGAGAAGCGGUAUCUGGCCGCGGGAGUCGUCAUUCUGCUAAGCUUGUACCUUCUGUUCGGCUACGGGGCAUCUCUACUGUGCAAUCUGAUCGGAUUUGUAUACCCCGCAUAUGCUUCAGUCAAAGCCAUCGAGAGCCCAAGCAGAGACGACGAUACCGUGUGGCUCACCUACUGGGUGGUGUACGCUGUGUUCGGACUGAUGGAGUUUUUCAGCGACCUACUCCUGUUUUGGUUCCCUUUCUACUACGCGGGCAAGUGCGCCUUCCUGUUGUUCUGCAUGACGCCGGGGCCCUGGAACGGGGCUCUAGUCCUGUAUCAUCGCGUGGUGCGUCCAGUGUUCCUAAAACACCACGCGGCCGUGGACAGCGCCGUGAGCCAACUCAGCGGCCGAGUCCUGGACGCGGCAGGCGGAAUAGCCAGGGACGCCCCCCAGCAAGCUGCCCAGCGGCCCCCGCAACACAGCCUCCAAGGGCAGCUUCCCGCAGCAGAAGGAGGCCGCCACCAGCACCUYGGGACCCAGGUCGCCCGUCCCCUCCCACUCCGAGUCCUCGCUGGAGUUGGAGUGCUCCUCGGAGUCCACCACUGAGAUCACCUACAGCUGGCCACACUGCCGACACCAGCUGCCCUGCCGCCGGCCCUGCUGGCUCCUGAAACACCUGGCCUACUAGGCACCAGCUGGACGUGCCCAAUAAAG